This is a messenger RNA of Salvia miltiorrhiza (redroot sage), 3245 nucleotides long. Its product is annotated as probable leucine-rich repeat receptor-like serine/threonine-protein kinase At3g14840. NCBI's taxonomy places the organism in Eukaryota, Viridiplantae, Streptophyta, Magnoliopsida, Lamiales, Lamiaceae. The transcript is spliced from 24 exons. The record is from RefSeq and is a predicted model, not a curated record. Gene Ontology annotation, molecular function: protein kinase activity; ATP binding; protein binding. Gene Ontology annotation, biological process: protein phosphorylation. Bases 92 to 3034 code for a protein of 980 amino acids.
CAACCCUAUCUUGGAAUACAUAUUAAUUGUUCAUGGGUUCUUGAUCAGUUUUUCAAAUUACAAAACCUUACAACAUAUAAGUAAUAUAAUAAUGUUGCUGGCAUCAAGGUUUAUAGCGUUGAUUUGGUUUGUGGGGUUUGCUUGUGUAGCAGCUCGUUUACCUGCUCAAGAAUUGGAAUCAUUGUCGGUGGUAGCAAGGAGGCUGGGGAAGAGGGAUUGGAAUUUCAGUGGCGUAGUUGAUCCAUGCACCAAGGAGCUGCCUUGGUGGGAUAAUAUUGCUAAAAAUGGACUAAAUUGCAGCUGCAUCCCCUCUGGAAAUGUUACUACUUGUCACGUUACCCAGAUUAUUUUGAAGCAGGAGAAUCUUAAUGGGUCGCUCCCUAGUGAGCUGGUCGGACUCCCUGCGCUCCAAGUCAUUGACCUGACUCGGAACUACCUCGACGGCAUCCUCCCUCCAGAAUGGGGUUCCAUGGAAUCACUUUGGAAGAUUGCUCUUAUGGGAAACCGUCUCACGGGUCCAAUUCCAAAAGAACUUGCCAACAUCUCUGCACUCCAAGAACUGGUGUUGGAGGCUAAUCAGUUUACAGGAGGUAUCCCUCCGGAGUUUGGGGAUCUUCCUCAAAUUAAAAAAUUCCAGCUUUCCUCCAACAAUUUAACUGGAGAUUUACCCGCAAGCCUAGCAAAACUCAACACUUUGGAAGAAUUUCGAAUUAGCGACAACAACUUCACAGGAAGCAUACCAAAUUAUAUUCAGAACUGGUCAAAUAUCACACGAUUAGAGAUUCAGGCUAGUGGUCUCAGUGGACCCAUCCCUUCCAACCUUUCUUUUCUAACAAACUUAGAAGACAUAAGAAUCAGUGACCUUAAUGGGGGUCAGUCAGCUUUUCCGAAUAUUAGUACCUCAACUAAUUGGGAACAAGUUAUACUGAGGAGUUGCAAUAUUGUGGGGGAACUACCAACCUUUAUUCAAGAACUGAAAGUCAACAAAUCUCUAGAUUUGAGUUUCAACAACUUAACAGGACCAAUUCCUCCAGGUCUUGGUGGUCAAAAAGGAGACAUCUACCUAACUGGGAACUCCCUCAAUGGGGAGGUGCCACAAUUGAUGAAGGAUAAAGAGAAAAUCGACCUAUCCUACAACAACUUCACAUCAGUAAGUCCAGAACCAAAUUGUGCGCGAAACAGCCCAAACUUGUUUGCCAAUGCAAAUGGAAGCACUUUUGGUACUUUCUAUUGCGUAACACAGAAAUGCAAGCCAAACGAUUUCUACUCUUUCCAUAUAAAUUGUGGAAGCAACCAAAACGUUAAUGAUUAUGAAGCAGAUCCCUCUACUGGAAAUUUCUACCAAGGUUUAAAUAAUUGGGGAUUCAGCAGUACGGGCAAAUUUUGGAAUACAGCUAGCUUUGGAUCGAGUCUUGUUUAUCAACCAUUCGACUUAAGCAUUUCAGGGCCGGAGUCUAAUCUGUACUUGAGCGCACGUCUUUCCCCCCUCUCAUUGACUUAUUAUGGAUUUUGUUUGAGAAAUGGAAACUAUACAGUGCACCUUCACUUUGCGGAGAUCAUGUUUACUAACGACACAACUUAUGGAAGCCUGGGAAGGCGUGUUUUUCAUAUUUAUAUUCAGGGAAUUCGCGUUGAAAAGGAUUUCAACAUUAAGAAUAGAGCAGGUGGAGUCAACAAGCCCAUAAAGAUCCCCUAUCCUGCAUUUGUUGAUGAUCACACCUUGGAGAUCCGCUUCUACUGGGCUGGAAAAGGAACAACUGUUCUUCCUGAUAGAUCCGUAUAUGGUCCUCUCAUUUCAGCCAUAUCUGUUGCUCACAAUACUUAUAAACCUGGAAACGGCAUCUCAACAGGAGCUAAAGUUGGUAUAGUGAUGGCAGUUAUUUUCACACUCGUUGUGCUUUUGGGUAUUCUGAGGUGGAAAGGCUGUUUGGGGGGUAAACACUCGAUGCAUCAUGAUUUGAAGGGCCUUGACCUUCAGACUGGGUCAUUUACCCUAAGGCAAAUCAGAGCUGCCACAAACAAUUUUGAUCCUGCCAAUAAGAUUGGCGAAGGUGGAUUUGGUCCUGUUUAUAAGGGCAUUUUGUUUGAUGGAACCAUCAUUGCUGUGAAGCAGCUUUCUUCCAAAUCAAAGCAAGGGAACCGAGAAUUUGUGAAUGAAAUAGGCAUGAUUUCCGCUUUACAACAUCCUCAUCUUGUUAAGCUGUACGGAUGCUGCAUUGAAGGAAACCAGUUGUUGCUUAUCUACGAGUAUUUGGAAAAUAAUAGCCUUGCUCGUGCAUUAUUUGGUCCGGUAGAACACCAAUUGCAUUUGGAUUGGGCAAUGAGGCAUAGGAUCUGCAUUGGAAUAGCAAGAGGUUUGGCUUACCUCCACGAAGAAUCGAGACUGAAAAUUGUCCAUCGUGAUAUCAAGGCUACUAAUGUGCUUCUUGAUAAAAAUCUAGUCCCUAAAAUAUCUGAUUUUGGGCUUGCCAAGCUGGAUGAAGAGGAUAACACCCAUAUAAGCACGCGCAUUGCUGGAACUUUUGGAUACAUGGCACCUGAAUAUGCAAUGCGAGGAUAUUUGACGGACAAAGCUGAUGUAUACAGCUUCGGAGUUGUUGUUUUGGAAAUCGUCAGUGGAAGGAGCAACAGUCGCAUCAGGCCUAAGGAGGAAAGCUUUUAUCUUCUUGAUUGGGCAAAUUCCUUAAAGGCGAGAGGGAACGUGUUAGAGCUAGUCGACCCAAGAUUAGAGUUGGACGUGAACAAGGAAGAGAUCGGUAGAGCUAUCAAUGUGGCGCUCAUUUGCACGCAUGUUGUAGCUGCAGAAAGGCCAAGUAUGUCAGCUGUAGUAAGCAUACUCGAGGGGAAAGAUGGUAUUUCGCAGUUUGUUUCUGAGUCGAUCAUCCCGAUUGAUAAGACGAAAGCUGGUGAAGUGGAAAUGAAUGCAUUUGAGAGUGUUUCCAUGGAUGCGCCAUGGAGUGGUUCUUCAACUUCUGCUGCUGAUCUCUAUCCACUUGCCCUCGAUACAAACUACUGGGAGAAGAGAGGUUUUUAGAGGAAACUUUCACUCAAAAUUAAACUAUCUUGUUCAAUUUUGCUCUCGCAAAUGCAUGUAUUCAAUAUGUAUUAUGACAUUCCUCAUUUUUCACAAUACUUGUUUAGGGCUUCCACAACAAUUUUUUAAGGUUAAAAGCAUCUAAAUUCAUGAACAUUAGUCAAAAUCCUUUUUUAAUACGAACUUUCUAAAAUUCAUUUUUAUACACCAA